CGCGGGAGUAAAGGUCGCGCCGGCGGAGAGCGAGCCGGCUGCGGCGCCUCCAGGAAGCCGGCAGGACAGGUUGGAGAAAAGGGGAAAGAACCGAGAAACUCUCGAACAGCCCAGGAAGAUGGCGCCAGGAGGGCCGGCCAUGGACUGAGAGCCUCCGGGGCCGCGAAGAGCCGGACCCGCCCCCCAUUGGGGCACGAGCGAGGGCAGCCCGCCAGGCACCGAGCUCGAGCCCGGGCCCGGCCCGGCCUGCGGGGUCAUGUCGGUCAGUGAGCUCUACAGCCAGUACACGAGAGUCUGGAUCCCAGACCCAGAUGAAGUGUGGCGCUCCGCUGAAUUAACCAAGGACUACAAGGAGGGUGAGAAGAGCCUCCAGCUCAGACUGGAAGAUGAAACUAUUCAGGAGUACCCCAUUGACGUCCAGAAGAACCAGCUUCCCUUCCUGCGGAAUCCAGAUAUCCUGGUGGGAGAAAAUGACCUAACUGCCUUGAGCUAUCUACACGAGCCUGCAGUUUUGCACAAUUUAAAGGUCCGUUUCCUGGAGUCCAACCAUAUCUACACUUACUGUGGUAUCGUGCUUGUUGCCAUUAAUCCUUAUGAACAGUUGCCAAUCUAUGGUCAAGAUGUCAUCUAUGCCUACAGUGGCCAGAACAUGGGGGACAUGGACCCUCACAUCUUUGCUGUGGCAGAGGAAGCCUACAAGCAGAUGGCCAGAGACGAGAAGAACCAGUCCAUCAUAGUCAGUGGGGAGUCUGGAGCUGGCAAGACCGUGUCAGCCAAGUAUGCCAUGCGCUAUUUUGCCACCGUGAGUGGCUCCGCCAGUGACACCAACAUCGAAGAGAAGGUGCUGGCAUCCAGUCCCAUCAUGGAGGCCAUUGGAAAUGCUAAAACCACACGCAAUGACAACAGCAGCCGUUUUGGAAAGUACAUUCAGAUUGGCUUUGACAAGAGGUACCACAUCAUUGGGGCCAACAUGAGGACGUACCUGUUGGAGAAGUCCAGAGUGGUCUUUCAGGCAGAUGAUGAGAGGAAUUACCACAUCUUUUACCAGCUCUGUGCUGCUGCCAGUCUCCCAGAAUUUAAAGAGCUUGCACUAACCUGUGCAGAGGACUUCUUCUAUGCGUCACAAGGAGGAGACACAUCCAUCGAGGGUGUGGAUGAUGCUGAGGACUUCGAGAAGACUCGACAAGCCUUCACUCUCCUUGGAGUGAGAGAGUCCCAUCAGAUAAGCAUUUUUAAGAUAAUUGCUUCCAUCCUACACCUUGGAAAUGUGGAGAUUCAGGCCGAGCGUGAUGGUGAAUCCUGUAGUAUAUCACCCGGGGAUGAGCACCUAAGCAACUUCUGCAGACUGCUUGGGGUGGAGCACGGCCAGAUGGAGCACUGGCUGUGCCAUCGCAAGCUGGUCACCACCUCAGAGACCUACGUCAAGACCAUGUCCCUGCAGCAGGUGGUCAACGCGCGAAACGCACUGGCCAAGCACAUCUACGCCCAGCUGUUCGGCUGGAUCGUGGAGCACAUCAACAAAGCCCUGCACACCAGCCUCAAGCAGCAUUCCUUCAUCGGAGUCCUGGACAUCUACGGGUUCGAAACAUUUGAGGUGAACAGCUUUGAGCAGUUUUGUAUCAAUUAUGCAAACGAGAAGCUCCAGCAGCAGUUCAACUCGCAUGUAUUCAAGCUGGAGCAAGAGGAGUACAUGAAGGAGCAGAUCCCUUGGACCUUGAUUGAUUUUUAUGAUAACCAACCCUGUAUCGACCUCAUAGAGGCUAAGCUGGGCAUCUUGGACCUGUUGGAUGAAGAAUGUAAGGUCCCCAAAGGAACUGACCAGAACUGGGCUCAGAAGCUCUAUGACCGACACUCAGGCAGCCAGCACUUCCAGAAACCCCGCAUGUCCAACACGGCCUUCAUCGUCGUCCACUUUGCAGAUAAGGUGGAGUACCUUUCAGAUGGUUUUCUGGAGAAAAACAGAGACACGGUGUACGAAGAGCAGAUCAACAUCCUGAAGGCCAGCAAGUUCCCACUCGUGGCUGACUUGUUCCAUGAUGACAAAGACUCUGUUCCUGCCACCGCCUCAUCGUCAAAGAUCAGUGUUCGUUCAGCCAGACCCCCCUUGAAAACCUCUAACAAGGAGCACAAGAAGACCGUGGGCCACCAGUUCCGCACCUCCCUGCACCUGCUCAUGGAGACCCUGAACGCCACGACACCUCACUACGUCCGCUGCAUCAAGCCCAACGAUGAGAAGCUCCCCUUCCACUUCGACCCAAAGAGAGCUGUGCAGCAGCUCCGAGCAUGUGGGGUGCUGGAGACCAUUCGCAUCAGCGCAGCCGGCUACCCGUCCAGGUGGGCCUACCAUGACUUCUUCAACCGGUAUCGGGUGCUAAUCAAGAAGAGAGAGCUCGCUAACACAGACAAGAAGGCCAUCUGCAGGUCUGUGCUGGAGAGCCUCAUCAAGGAUCCUGACAAGUUCCAGUUUGGCCGCACCAAGAUCUUCUUCCGGGCGGGCCAGGUGGCCUACCUGGAGAAGCUUCGGGCUGACAAGUUCCGGGCAGCCACCAUCAUGAUCCAGAAAACCGUCCGGGGCUGGCUGCAGAAGGUGAAGUACCGCAGGUUGAAGGGGGCUACCUUAACCCUGCAGAGGUACUGCCGAGGACUCCUGGCCCGCAGGCUGGCCGAGCACCUGCGGAGAACCCAGGCGGCCGUGGUGCUCCAGAAGCAGUACCGCAUGCAGAGGGCCCGCCAAGCCUACCAGAUGGUCCGCAGGGCUACUGUCGUCAUCCAGGCCUUCGCUCGGGGCAUGUUUGUGCGGAGAAUCUAUCACCAGGUCCUCAGGGAGCACAAGGCCACCAUCAUCCAGAAGCACGUGCGGGGCUGGAUGGCUCGCAGACACUUCCAUCGGCUGCGGGGUGCGGCCAUUGUCAUCCAGUGUGGCUUCCGGAGGCUCAGGGCCAAGCAGGAGCUGAAAGCCCUGAAGAUAGAGGCCCGCUCAGCAGAGCACCUGAAACGCCUCAACGUGGGCAUGGAGAACAAGGUGGUCCAGCUGCAGCGCAAGAUCGACGACCAGAACAAAGAGUUCAAGACACUGUCAGAGCAGCUGUCAGCAGUCACCUCCACACACGCCAUGGAGGUGGAGAAGCUGAAGAAGGAGCUGGCCCACUACCAGCAGAGCCAGGGUGAGGACAGCAGCCCACAGCUGCAGGAAGAGGUCAAGAGCCUGCGGAUGGAGCUGCAGAGGGCCCACUCGGAGCGCAAGGUCCUGGAGGACACCCACACCCGGGAGAAGGAUGAGCUGAGAAAGCGAGUUGCAGACCUGGAGCAAGAAAAUGCUCUGUUGAAAGAUGAGAAAGAACAGCUUAACAACCAAAUCCUGUGCCAAUCCAAAGACGACUUUGCCCAGAACUCAGUCAAGGAAAACCUCCUGAUGAAGAAGGAGCUGGAGGAGGAGCGCUCCCGGUACCAGAACCUGGUGAAGGAGUAUUCCCGGCUGGAGCAGAGAUAUGACAACCUGCGGGAUGAGAUGACCCUUGUCAAGCAAACCCCAGGCCACAGGCGGAACCCAUCAAACCAAAGCAGCUUAGAGUCUGACUCUAAUUACCCCUCCAUCUCCACAUCUGAGGUUGGAGACACAGAGGAUGCCCUCCAACAGGUAGAGGAAAUCGGCCUGGAGAAGGCAGCCAUGGACAUGACAGUCUUCCUGAAGCUGCAGAAGAGAGUGAGGGAGCUUGAGCAGGAGAGGAGGAAGCUGCAGGUACAGUUGGAGAAGAGAGAACAGCAGGACGGCAAGAGAGUCCCGGCGGAACAACCAAAGAAUGACUUAGAGCUGGACCAGGAUGCAGAUCUAGCCUACAAUAGCCUGAAGAGGCAGGAGCUGGAGUCGGAGAACAAGAAGCUGAAGAAUGAGCUGAAUGAACUGAGGAAAGCCGUGGCCGACCAAGCCUCAGCGCACACGGCCGCCCACGGCGCCCCAGAUGGCUAUAGCCUCCUGCUGAACCAGCUGAAGCUGGCCCACGAGGAGCUGGAGGUGCGCAAGGAGGAGGUGCUCAUCCUGAGGACCCAGAUCGUGAGUGCGGACCAGCGCCGCCUGGCGGCCAAGAGCUCGGAGCCGAACAUCAAUGCCAGAACAAGCUGGCCUAACAGCGAAAAGCAUGUGGAUCAGGAAGACGCUAUCGAGGCCUAUCACGGGGUCUGCCAGACUAACAGCAAGACUGAGGAUUGGGGAUACUUGAAUGAAGAUGGAGAGCUCGGCUUGGCCUACCAAGGCCUAAAGCAAGUUGCCAGGUUGCUGGAGGCCCAGCUGCAGGCCCAGAGCCGUGAGCAUGAGGAGGAGGUGGAGGGUCUCAAGGCCCAGGUGGAGGCCCUGAAGGAGGAGCUGGACAAGCAGCAGCAGACCUUUUGCCAGACGCUGCUGCUCUCCCCAGAGGCACAGGUGGAGUUUGGCGUCCAGCAGGAGAUAUCCCGGCUGACUAACGAGAACCUGGACCUUAAAGAACUGGUUGAAAAGCUGGAAAAGAAUGAGAAGAAGCUCAAAAAGCAAUUAAAGAUUUACAUGAAGAAAGUCCAGGACCUGGAAGCUGCCCAGGCACUGGCGCAGAGUGAGAAGAGGCGCCAUGAGCUCAACAGGCAGGUCACCGUGCAGCGGAAAGAGAAGGACUUCCAGGGCAUGUUGGAAUACCACAAGGAGGACGAGGCCCUGCUCGUUCGGAAUCUGGUGACAGAGCUGAAGCCCCAGGCCCUGGCGGGCACAGUGCCCUGCCUCCCAGCCUACAUCCUCUACAUGUGUAUCAGGCAUGCGGACUACGUGAACGAUGACCUCAAGGUGCACUCCCUGCUGACCUCCACCAUCAACGGCAUCAAGAAAGUCCUCAAGAAGCACAAUGAUGACUUUGAGAUGACAUCAUUCUGGUUAUCCAAUACCUGCCGCCUCCUGCAUUGCUUGAAGCAGUACAGCGGCGAUGAGGGCUUCAUGACUCAGAACACCGCCAAGCAGAACGAGCACUGCCUUAAGAACUUUGACCUCACUGAAUACCGCCAGGUGCUGAGCGACCUUUCCAUUCAGAUCUACCAGCAGCUCAUUAAAAUCGCUGAGGGCCUGUUGCAGCCCAUGAUAGUGUCUGCCAUGUUGGAGAACGAGAGCAUUCAGGGUCUAUCCGGUGUGAAGCCAACGGGCUACCGGAAGCGCUCCUCCAGCAUGGCGGAGGGGGAUAGCUCGUACUGUCUGGAAGCCAUCAUCCGCCAGAUGAAUUCCUUUCACACAAUCAUGUGUGACCAGGGCCUGGACCCUGAGAUCAUCCUGCAGGUGUUCAAACAGCUCUUCUACAUGAUCAACGCCGUGACACUCAACAACCUGCUUCUGCGGAAGGACGUCUGCUCGUGGAGCACAGGCAUGCAGCUCAGGUACAACAUAAGUCAGCUGGAGGAGUGGCUUCGAGGAAGAAACCUGCACCAGAGUGGAGCUGUUCAGACCAUGGAACCUCUGAUCCAGGCAGCCCAGCUCCUGCAGUUAAAGAAGAAAACCCCUGAGGACGCCGAGGCCAUCUGCUCCCUGUGCACUGCCCUCAGCACCCAGCAGAUUGUCAAAAUUUUGAACCUUUAUACUCCUCUGAAUGAAUUCGAAGAACGGGUAACAGUGGCCUUUAUACGAACAAUCCAGGCACAACUGCAAGAGCGGAAUGAUCCUCAGCAACUGCUGUUAGACUUCAAGCACAUGUUUCCUGUUUUGUUCCCAUUUAAUCCAUCUUCUCUGACCAUGGACUCCAUCCACAUCCCAGCGUGUCUCAACCUGGAGUUCCUCAAUGAAGUCUGAAAAAUGCACAUUUCCAGCUUUGGAUUAAUUGCCAAUGAGAGCAUGAAGGAAGGAUAGAGUAAAGUGAAUUUAAGGAUCUGUUAAAUCUAUAAAAGUAGAUCAAAUCAGAGGUUGAGCGCUUGUGCAGAGUGAGCUAUACAGAAUAAGACACAUCUGUCCUUAUAUUUUGUAUCUACCGCUCAGAAUAAAAACACUUGAAAUAUGGAA
This is a messenger RNA of Phacochoerus africanus (Common warthog), 6001 nucleotides long. It is a transcript of the gene MYO5B, whose product is annotated as myosin VB. Gene Ontology annotation, cellular component: vesicle; actin cytoskeleton; myosin complex. The record is from RefSeq and is a predicted model, not a curated record. Gene Ontology annotation, biological process: actin filament organization; vesicle transport along actin filament. The coding region runs from base 257 to 5794 and encodes 1845 amino acids. Lineage: Eukaryota; Metazoa; Chordata; Mammalia; Artiodactyla; Suidae. Gene Ontology annotation, molecular function: ATP binding; actin filament binding; microfilament motor activity. The transcript has 40 exons.